AUGUGGCGUACGAAUCUUGCAGAUGGAGUUACCAUUAACUCUGAGCCCGGCUCCAAAUCUACCGAUACUGCUGCAAUUCGAAAUCAUCGUGCCCCGCGAAUCAACACACCCCGUCAUAUCUCAUAUUAUGGCCAGGAUCCGGGUCGAAUCAACGUACUUGCAAAUCUCUUUCUAGAUUGCAUUAAUGGGGAACAUCAGUUCACACAAUACGAAACAUCUGCGGCGUUUUCUACAUUCCCAGACCAUCCACCCGAUCUUCUUUUCCUUCAUGCCGCUAUGCUAGCAGCAGGCGCAACCUUCGAAAGCCAGUCCGAUUCAUCGGAACUUAGUGAUGACUUUGCGGAGCUGAGCGAGAGUCUGAUUUUCACAUGUUUCAGACAUGCACCCUCCAUCUGCGUCAUCCAAGGGCUCUGCAUUUUAUCAUGGCGGUCCCUUGCUUCAGGGCAAGACCACCUCGGCUGGACUUUUCUGUCAAUGGCAGCUGGGAUGGCUGUCCAUUUGCGCCUUCAUGUGCUCGCACUGGAUGAGAUCGCUGCUCAAUCUGUCAAGCCGCCACUUGAAACCGUUCAAACAUUUUGGUCAUUUUAUAUGACAGAUCGCACGUCGAUUUCAAUUUUGGGUAGGAAUUGCAUCCUGCCUUGGCGUCGGGUUAAUGUCCCUGCCAUCGAGACGUAUUUCCAUGAUGGAAAGUGCGAUAUAGCCCAAAUUUCAUUCGCUUGGCAAUGCAAACUAUGGUAUAUGCAUGAUCAGAAUAUGGAUCAAAUGUGUGUCUGCUUAUAA
This is a messenger RNA of Penicillium cosmopolitanum, 780 nucleotides long. Its product is annotated as fungal specific transcription factor domain-containing protein. Gene Ontology annotation, molecular function: zinc ion binding; DNA binding. The transcript has a single exon. The record is from RefSeq and is a predicted model, not a curated record. NCBI's taxonomy places the organism in Eukaryota, Fungi, Ascomycota, Eurotiomycetes, Eurotiales, Aspergillaceae. Gene Ontology annotation, biological process: DNA-templated transcription. Bases 1 to 780 code for a protein of 259 amino acids.